AAAUUGGUCUCUGGGAGAGGAAAGAGCGAGUGAGAGCAUGCUGUAUCCUGGGACCCUGUUUAUUUGACAUUCCCAGCUAUGGAAAUCCUACUUUAAAAAAGAUUGUGCAUGUAGUCUUUCCAUAUCAGAUGAAGAAAUGAGUAUGCAGUUUUUGAAAUUCCUUUGUUUACAUUCUUAGCUUGGAUUAUGAGCUUGCAAAAUGCCUUUCCUUUUGGGCCUGCGACAGGACAAAGAAACCUGCAUAGGAAUCAACAAUCAGAGUUACAGUUGUGAAACAGGCCAUUGCUGUGGACAGUCUCAAUGCUGCAAUUACUAUUAUGAACUCUGGUGGUUUUGGCUAGUAUGGACGAUCAUCAUCAUUUUGAGUUGUUGUUGUGUCUGCCACCACCGACGCGCCAAACACAGACUUCAGGCACAACAAAGGCAACAUGAAAUUAACUUGAUUGCUUACCGUGAAGCUCAUAACUACUCCAGCCUGCCAUUUUAUUUCCGAUUUUUGCCAAAUUAUUUACUACCUCCCUAUGAGGAAGUGGUGAAUCGACCUCCAACCCCUCCCCCACCAUAUAGUGCCUUACAUCAGCAAUGCAUUCCACCUGGCAAUGGCAGUACAGCACCAGAUACAAGAAACCUACAGCCAGCUCAGGCAGGCACGCUGUCAGGAGCAGAAAGCAAUAAUGAAAAUAUGGACAGCACUGCCUCUCCAAGCAUCGGGCAUUCGGAAUCCGCCAGUCCACCAGUUGAACGAUCAACUUCCAAAGCAACAUGUGGUGAACCAAGGAAUUCCAGCAGCAGAAUGGAAUUAGAAGAUGAGGUUGACCAUGUAUCUACUUCUGAUAAGGAGCCAGAGUGCAAGGAAGAAUUGCUUAAGGAUUACAACUCAGAAAGCUUAGAUCAAAACAGUGCUUUUUCAGAUGCUAAAGACAAGACACCAGGCAGACACCGAAGGUUUACCGGAGAUUCAGGCAUUGAAAUCUGUAUCUGUAACCAGGACCACCAUGAUAAUGAUCUCAAGGAGUUAGAUGGGUUCAUUGAUGAUGGAUCCAUGGACUUCUGUGAUAGUUGCAGUGGCCAUCCACCCCAUGGAGAUGAGGAAGAAGGGCUUGUCAGUGCUUCAGAUGAACAGCAUGGAGAGCACAACCAUCACCACCUCUCCAGACAACCUGUGUGUGUGCUCCUGAACACCAUAAAUGAGCAGGACUCUCCAAACUCUUAUACCAAUACAUCUCCCAGCUAAAACAACAUCAGAAGGGAAGAUCUACAAAAUGAUAAAUAAAACCAAAACCAAAUUGGUUCAUCUUUUUCUUCAGAUGUAACUAUGGGAAUAAUUUAAAAUCUGUUCAGAAGGGGGCAGAUGUGUUUAGGCUUUUCUUUUCUUCUUUUUGUGCUAAAAUUGCCUCUUCUGUCCUCUGACUGGUUAGAGACUUGAUUUAAAGUGUGAUCAUUUAUAUAGAGAGAAAAGGGGAAAAACACUUCCUAUUGCUGAUUUUGGUGAUGGUUUAUUUGGUUGGUUGUCACCUUAAAAGUUUUCAGGAUCUGCUUUAUGUUCUGAUCAGAAACUUUAAACUAGUGAGAACAAGGAGUACUAACUAGUGUUUUACACCCCUCUCUUCCCCCCCCCCGUCUUAUUAGUGUAUUCCCCCCCACCCCCUUUUUCAGGUGUCUUCCCAAAGCCUGUGGCAUUUGAUAGCCCUGGCAAUACGUUUAGGUAGUAUGGAGAAGUUAGGUACUAUGGAGAAGUUGAAAUAAACUCCCCAAAGACCGGGUUGUUACGGUUUUUGCUUUUAGCCAAUAGAAUGCAUCUCUGGUGCAUUUUGAUUACAACAGUCUGUAAUAAAUGUUUUCUUCUUGAAGCUGGUAAAGGACCAGUUUCUUUCAAAAACAAAACCGUUAGCCAAAAACACAGCAUUUAUGCAAGAGGGGCCUUCAGACAUUUUGCCCUUUAUUUUAUUUUUAAGGCAAAUGUGUAGCUAUAGGUUGAGACUCCUUGAAGAAGUUCUCCUUUUCCAGUACUUGGUCUUUACGUAACUUGCAACUAGUAUGCUGCAGUGCAAAAGGACAGGGGCGUUGCAAUUUCAGACCAGCACACUAGUUAAAAAUGACAAAACCAAAACAUACAAAAGAACAGGGCUGUCUUCAGGUGCCUUCAGAUUUCAGCGAUGCUUUUUGAACAAAUGGAGAAAUCAAUUCAUUGCAAAUGGAUAAUUUGCAACAUUAAUGUGGAAGACCUGUGCAGUAUUUUCUUUCCUUAGUCCAAAAGUUAGUAUGAUUCUAACAAGUGACCACUUAAAAGAACUGAGUGUCUGUGUCUCGCUCUCUUGAAAGCGGCACAGGCUACUGUACAAUGUAUGUGAGUAUGUGUGUGUGUGUGUGUGUGUGUGUGUGUGUGUGUGUCUGCAUGUGUGUUUCCUACUGGUAAGAUGAAAUUUGCUGCUGUAAGACUGCAGGAAAAAAAAAAGACUGUUGCUUUGCUUUAACCAAACAAUGGAAGUUUUGUUAGUAACACCACCAAAGGGAAGGGGAAGAAACUCAGAACAACUGAAACUAACAUUCCUCGGAGUGUUCCUGUGGAAGAGACCAACCCUUGGUUUCUAUAUUAAGUGUGAUGGACAUCUCUUUUUAUUUUCCCCUUUCCCUUUUUCUUGAAUUACGGUUGUCUGGGUCAUUUAUUGUUAUAAAAUAGACUUUCAGAUUUGAUUGUUUGAACCAAAAUUGGUUUGAAAUAUGGUGUAAA
Molecule: messenger RNA, 2731 nt
Organism: Pseudonaja textilis
Lineage: Eukaryota; Metazoa; Chordata; Lepidosauria; Squamata; Elapidae
Gene: WBP1L
Product: WW domain binding protein 1 like
Source: RefSeq, a predicted model, not a curated record